Penicillium alfredii is the source of this 1269-nucleotide messenger RNA. RefSeq names its product basic helix-loop-helix domain-containing protein. The record is from RefSeq and is a predicted model, not a curated record. NCBI's taxonomy places the organism in Eukaryota, Fungi, Ascomycota, Eurotiomycetes, Eurotiales, Aspergillaceae. Gene Ontology annotation, biological process: regulation of transcription by RNA polymerase II. Gene Ontology annotation, molecular function: DNA-binding transcription factor activity, RNA polymerase II-specific; RNA polymerase II cis-regulatory region sequence-specific DNA binding; protein dimerization activity. The coding region runs from base 1 to 1269 and encodes 422 amino acids. The transcript is spliced from 2 exons.
AUGGAAGGAAACGCAACCCAAGUCCGAAGUGGGCGAACCUCGCCUCCCGCAGGCCCUUUUGGAUAUUCUUUUCUUUCCCCCAUGGACACUCCUUAUGAACAGGCUCCGGCUCUUCCCCCGGGACCAUCGCUCCUGGACGAUAAUGAAUCAAAUAUGCUUGAUAACUUUUUUACUACGAUGAACGCGAAUCACUUUACGAACGAUUUUUGGCUGCGGUCGCAAAACAAAUCCUCGGGGCCGCUCAACUUCGAGUGGUCUGAUGAACUUCCACCGAACUUUGAAGGAUCAACCACGUCGCUGUCACAACCAUCGUUUCAACAGCAUGGCAUGGGGAAACAUGGUGGAGGAUUAAUGGGCGGGAAUGCUGCGGGUCCCGACAUAUUUGCUGCAGCUUCUAUGCUGUACCAGAGCGGCAUGAAUGGGCCAGAGUUCGGCUCCACAUUGGCGCAGCAGGCGUUUUCGGCCUCACCGAGGCGCGACUCUCAGGCAGACAACCACGCGAAAAGGCCUAGCGAAUCAUCUGCUCAGGCACAGAUCCCGACAGGAUUCCAUACGUCGGAGAUGUUGUUUGACGUGCGUGAUCCCAUCCCCGCAGACCAACACCCCUCGAGGAAGGCCCGCAGUCUGCGUUGGGGUUCAGACGCCAGUUUUAUGGAUCAGGGCUACCUCCGCCCGCCCGACCAGCCAGACGAGGAACAGCGAACCAAAGAUCUCCUGACCCACCUCGGGUGCUUUGAGCCCCAGACUAGUACAACGAAUACUCGAGCUCCUAGCCCAGACCACCUGGCGGGUGUCCAUGACUCUCACACCGGCUUCCGGCCGGGAACCAACCUGGAAGAUAAUUCACAACCCCGAAAGCGGCAAAGAACGUUGAAGGAAGAGGAUGACCAGUUCUCGGAUGAGGAUGACUCAAGACCGCAGUCCCGAAAGUCCAAAACCCCGGGCAGCCUCAAGGGCCGGCGCGCGUCGACGGACACUUCCCGAAAAGUGAGACUACCGUCAGGUUCCAAAGCCGCACGGGAGAAUCUCACAGAAGAGCAAAAGAGGACCAAUCACAUCCUCUCGGAGCAGAAGCGGCGAAAUCUCAUCCGCCAGGGCUUUGACGAUCUGUGUUCGCUGGUGCCCAGUCUUAGAGGCGGUGGGUUCAGCAAGAGUGCUAUGCUCACGCAGGCCGCUGACUGGCUUGAGGAACUCUUGCGCGGGAACGAGAUCCUCCAGGGCCAAUUGGCUGAUCUCAAGGGCAUCAAUGGCCUAGUGAUGCCGCGAUGA